Molecule: messenger RNA, 4011 nt
Organism: Fonsecaea erecta
Lineage: Eukaryota; Fungi; Ascomycota; Eurotiomycetes; Chaetothyriales; Herpotrichiellaceae
Exons: 2
Coding region: 1-4011 (1336 amino acids)
Biological process (GO): nuclear migration involved in conjugation with cellular fusion; establishment of mitotic spindle orientation
Cellular component (GO): microtubule associated complex; cell tip; spindle
Source: RefSeq, a predicted model, not a curated record
AUGGCAGAUCUCAGCGUCAAGGUUGGACUCCGAAUCGAGACACAGGACGGCAAGCAAGGCACUGUCCGCUACAUAGGGCAUAUUCACGUUGCCUCGGGAGAGUGGCUGGGCCUCGAACUGGCCGAUGACUCAGGCAAGAAUGAUGGUUCCGUUAAAGGGGAGCGAUACUUCAACUGCGCUCCCGGCCAUGGCAUCUUCGUCCGCAAAGAAUCGGCUGUCAGAAUCCUCAGUCAAACCACUCCCGGUGUAAAGCCCAAUGGAACAUCCACAUCCAAUGGAUCGACGGCGAAGUCGAGACCCUCGAGCAUAGUUGCUCCGGACGUUGCAAGGAAGAGGCAGAGUUUGAUGAGCGCUGGUUCCGGCACAACUACAGGCUCAAGGUCCAUGAAGGCAUCUUCUCCGAUCAAGUCUCCUACGAAGCCUGCCCCGUCUUCCGUCAGUUCAUCCACCUCUACUCCACGAACAGGUACUCCGGCGACUACCGCGCGAACGUCUGAUUCGAGUACAAAAUCAAGGCUCAGUUUGGCUGGGAAAUCUGCAAUGGCCCCCCCGGCUUCAAUACACAGGCCGAGCGCCUCGACGAGUAGACAAUCCAUAGGUGGUCCGGUCAAACCCCCGGCACCUAGGCCUUCCUCAAUGCAGCCACGCCCUUCUAUGGCCACUUCCAGGUUAUCUAUGACACCCAAAGCGCUCUCUCGAACCGAGAAGAGCGAGCCUAUAUCCAAUAGCGUCGAUGCGAAACAAGCACCUCCGAUCAUGGAAGAGCGACCAACUCCGACUGCUUCGCCAGUGGCAGAAGAAGCAGGGGCUCAGGAGCCAUCAGAUAUCGAAGCAAGAGUUUCAUCGGCUGCCACCUCCCGUUCGCAGCCGCUGGCCGGUCAACGGAACGGGUUUAGUUCUCCCGCCGAAGACAGAUCACGACAGGCACAGGUCAUCAAGGCAUUGGAAACGAAAGUUCGGACUCUGCAAAAGCAGAGACAAGAGGACCAAGCUCAGAUACACAGCGUGCAGGAACUUCAAAACCAAGCGACACGCUACGAAGGAAUUAUUCAAACUUUGCAGAAAAAGCUCAAAAACAACCAACAAGAAAUUCAAGAACUCAAAGCCAAGUAUGACGACGCAGAGUCUCGUGCUGCCCAGGUGCCAGACCGUAGUGCCGAACACGACUCGGAACUAGAGCUUGCGACACUUGACAAAGAGAUGGCUGAAGAGCGUGCUGACAUGUUUGAGAGUGAACUGGAGGCCCUGAAGCUCAAGCACGAAGAGCUGGAGCUCGAGGCUGAAAUUCUGAGAGAAGAGAACCGGGAAUUAGCGUCAAUCAUGAGUCCUGAGGAGAAGGCCAGCGCAGGCUGGCUUCAGAUGGAACGUGAGACGGAGAGGCUACGUCAGGCACUAGUCAUGUUAAGAGACGUGACGCAGCAAAAUGAGGGUGACUUGAAGAACGAGAUCAAGGAGCUCCAUGAGACCAUUGACGAGCUUGAGCUGACAUCCUCAAAAUAUGAAGAAGUUGCAGCGAAGCUCAGCAGGGCGGAAGAGACGAACCAACAUCUCAGAGAACAGCUAGAGGCUGCGGAGGCGAAUGACGAGAUGUUGGACACCCUGGGCCAAGAGCGUGACCAGAAUCGAACCGUGAUCGAGCAGCUGAAGAGGCAGGUUCAGGAUCUCGAAGAACACAUCCAAGUGGCAGACGAGCUCGAGGCAUUUCAUGUCGAAGAGGAGAAGCGGCUACACUAUCAGUUGGACGAAAGCGAAGCCAUGCUACACGACAGAUAUCGACAAGCUGCCGAGCAGGAAAAGACAAUCGAGGACCUGGAGUAUACACUAACCAAAUUCCGAGAUGUUGUGCAGGGUCUGCAGGGUGAUAUUGACGAGCUCCGGCGGUCACGCGAGAUCAGCGAACUCGAGGCGAACGAGAUGAGUAGCAAGUCCAGAGCUAUGAUGGAUCUCAAUCUCAAGCUGCAGAACUCGGCGGCCAAAACUCAACUGAAGGCCAUUGAUCUCGAGCUUGGGAGGAUGCGCGCAGAGCAAGCUAGCCUACAUUUGGAAAUCGUGCAGCACUUUAUUCCAGACACGUUCGACGUCGACAAGAAACCCAUCCAGGCUCUUUUAUGUUUCAAAAGAAUCCGGUCAAAGGCGCAGCUGUGCAAAGUCAUACUGGCGGAGCGAAUGCGCGACAGGGCCGAGCUCCAUGAAAGUCCUAUGGCAGUAUUUGCUGUCAUGGAAAGGAUGAAUUUCAUUGCCAAUCUCUGCGAAAGAUUCGUGCAACAUCUGUCAACAUGUUCCACAGACGACUUCAUGAGAUACGCUGGCGCUCCGUUCGAGCUGGAGCCGGUGGAGCAGGCAAUGACGAGCUGGGUGGAGGCCUUGCGCCGGGAUGAACUCGGUCAUGAUGGUGCCCAAUACCUCCAACGUAUGGCCGACAUUCUGGUUGACAUGUCUGAGAAGUUUCUUCCGGACACUCACGAAGCCAAAGCAAUGGAGAUGAACUCAUCCAUCGCGAUGGUUGAGAAUUAUACAGAAAACAUUGCCAGUGAAACUCAGAUCUUGAGCAAAGCUGUGCAAGCCAAGUUAGGGCCGCCAAAUGACGACGACGAAGACUCUGCACUAUUUGAAAAGAAAAUGGACCAGCUCGGUAUCAAGGCUAGAACGAUCAAAUAUGUUUCUGGCAAGGUAAUGCAUGCGUUGAGCGAUCUCUGGACGCGGUCAAUGUGCCUGGGCGAGUCCAUGUGGAGUAAAUUCACCGAAGCUGAGUUGUGCGCUGAAGCUUUGGCUCAUCUAACGCAAAAAGUUGGAGAGUCGGUGUUCGAGGAGCUUAACAAGAUGGAGACGGAUGAAGCGCUUUCGUAUUCGCGGGUCAUCGCUCUUAUGACUGCGGCGGCAUCUGUCGAGCAACAACAGAAUGAGGCACAAGGAGCUGCUUCAGAUGAUGUCUUCGAGAUUUUAUUCGAGCAAUUGCAAGUCCUGCAAGGAAAGAUCGACGACCUCAACGCCAAGUCAGCAGAUAUAUCUUGCGCCAUUGAGUUCGAGAAAUUCCCGGCACCCUGGACGGCUCGUGCCCGUGAAGUCAAGGCACAAAAGGCUCUGUCACAAGACUUGCAGGAGGAGAUGACUCGUUUGAGGCUGAAAAUCCAAGAGCAGAUCAUCAAGAUCAGCGAAAAGGACAAGGAGCUCGAGGAACAGCAAGUCAAGGUCGAAUUACUAGAAUCCAGGGCCAAGGAGACCAAGGCUAAGGAUGAUGGCGUGAAAGAAAUGAAAGAAGAAAUCACCAAGCUUCGUACGGAGAAUACUUUGGCCGUUGAAAACCUACAACGCCUCCAGACAGAGUAUCAGGCGCUCCUCGAGUCUCAUGAGAGUCAAAAGAUGGAACUUGAGGCAAUCAAGCAUAAGCGAAUGGCAGACGGGCAGGGUCUCCCGCUUGGGCCUGCGGACGAGUCAGCGUCGCUACGCCUCAAGGCGGAGGUCGAUCAGCUCAGGCUGGAGAUCAUCAGUCUACAGUCAGCGGUACGCUUUCUGAAAUCCGAGAAUCGACAACUUAUGAUACCCGUGGGCGAUUCAGUACGAAGAGCUGUUGAACAUGAAUGGCUUGAUCCCAACCAUCUCAAGCAAGCAUCGACCAGGGAUGCCAAGACCGAACAGUUGCGCACCGGAUUGAAAGACGUGUUUGCGAGUUUGAUGGACCUGGCGAAGACCGCGAAGCCUGUCAAACUCAAGCGUCCAACUGUCAUCAGCCAAGAUGCGGCGGGAAAGACGUCUUGCUGGCGAGCACAAACCGACACCACAUUGUACCAAGUACUCCAGCAAAAAGAGGAGCUUGAGCAGUGGAAUGAAAUGAAGGACGACUUGCUUAGAAGGGCAAGGAUCGUGGCUCGUCCCGGCUAUAUUCCUCAACCAAAAGCGCCCAUGCAGCAGUAUCACUUGGGCUCCAAAGUUGACCCCUUCAAGGUCGCUGAUAUGGAAGAUGGAAACCUGGAGUUCGGGGUCCGAGUUGACGGAAUCUGUAUAGUACGAUGA